This is a messenger RNA of Closterium sp. NIES-65, 3264 nucleotides long. The record is from the annotation of a GenBank genome assembly. NCBI's taxonomy places the organism in Eukaryota, Viridiplantae, Streptophyta, Zygnematophyceae, Desmidiales, Closteriaceae.
AUGGCAUUUGUAUUUAAGGCCACCGGAAGGGAUUCCGGCCGACCGCAAACAUCCUCUUCCCCGUCUGCCGGCGCGAAGAAAGGCCUUUCCCCGCUCGGCAGCCCCGAGCAGCCCCCUGGCGGUGAAGCGCCUGUGUCUGCCCAGGCGACGAGUCGUCUCCGUUCCGCCGGCGCCACACCUACGCCCGCAUUAACCCCUCACAUGAAGCGCACUCCGUCCUCGUUGUCGGGCUCGCCGUUAGCGCCCAAGUAUGGCGAGGGAGCGUCAUCUAUUUUAACGGCCGCCGGUGGACGGGCCGGCAAUCCGUCAAGCACAGCAGCACGCCGUGGAGGAGCCACUGGCGGCGGCGAUGGUGGCAUCCGCGGCUCCCCUUCGCCGUUCUCGCUGCGUCGACCCGCCCUGAGUGCAAGCGGUAGUGCGGGAGAUAGUCCGGGAGGAGAUGAUGGUGUUCCCUCCGGUGCUGGUGCUGGUGCUGGUGAUGGUGGUGGUGGUGGUGGUGGUGGCUCGGAGAGGGACGGAAGUGGGACGACGGACAGCAGUGUGGGGAGUGGGAUACUCACCGCCGCCGAUAUUUUGGCAUAUCGCGCUACUAGUAGCUCAACGCGCAAAGGAUCGCUGCACGCCGGUCAGAGUCGCUCCGCGCACCGCCAGCGCCACGAAGACCAAAGUGCGCAUGGGCACUUGCCUCGACACCGCCAGCAGAAGUCGCUGGACGAUCGUGAGUCGCUUUCAUUCCGUCAGGGUUUCCGUCAUGGGCCGGGGCUAGGCGGGAGUCCCAGCAGCAAUCGCGUGGCGCAGCCUUCAAAAGAGGCAGCGGCCGCUAAGUCCGCCCACAGGCCCGCUGCCGUGGUGGCGACGACGGAUGCCGCGUCAAGUGCUGGUUCGGUGGCUUCUGACUCAUCCCACGUCAGCACCCGAGCCUCUGAGUCAGCCUCGGCCAGUCGUCGUGGCGGCCAUGCGAGCCCGCGUGCGAAGCCGAUGGACGCUCGUCACAACUCGUCGUCGUCGCUAUGGAGGUCACCAUCCGCGUCGUUCCCCUCUCCCCCUACUGCAUCUGCUGCCGCCGCGUCAGCAGGCGCGAAGUCAAGAGGCGAGGCGGGCGCGUCGCCGUUGUCAGCAAGAGCGCCACAGCAAGCGGCAGCCCGCGCCAUGAUGCUGCGACGGUCACGUAGCUUCUCCACGUUCUCGCGGCCCCCUGCUACCGGUGCGCCUGCUACGACCGGCGCGAUUGCUGGAGCUAGUUCCGCGGACGGCAGCAACAGUGGCGCUCAUUCCGCGUGCAGCAGCGCUGUUUCCGCGUGCGCCUCUGGCGGUAAACGGAACAAGAGGGAUGGCGGAGGCGGAAGCACGAGCACGAGCAACAAGCUGCUUCGAAGCCACAGCGUCGAGGGCAGCUGCGACGUGGGCGGCGAGAGUGCGGGCGAUAGCAACGCGCUGUUUGGUCGGGCGGGAGGUGCGAGCAGCAAGAGCAGCAGAGUCAAGGGGGCCCGUUCGCGAUACUGUCAUCCUCGAUACGCGCAACAGCACCAUCUCGACGCGCCGUCGUCGGCUGGCAGUGCAGCCUCGGCGCGCCGAGCGGGAGCGGCGUGGAACGUGGUGGACGCGCAGAUGGCGGAUUGGGGCUUGCUGGCAGGAAUUGGGGCCACGGGUGAUGCUCCUCGCGCGGAUUCUGGUCCUGCUGCUUCUGCUCGCACAGCUCGUAGCGCUCGCGCGGGUUCUGGAGCGAGUGAGCGCAGCGGCUCUACUCCUACUGGGAGCCGCCCCGCGCUCUCGAGGUCGCGAUCGGGAUUGAGUACGGCGGUGUUUCGCCGACUGUCGUUCUCGUGCGAGGGCGACGAGGCGACUGGCGAGGAGUGCGGGCUGGUCACCGAGAGUCACAGUGAGGAGGAGCAGGAAGGGGAGGGUACGGGAGGAGGCAGUGCGAGGACGACCGCACUUGCUGCUUCGGAUUAUGAUGAGCUUUAUGGGACGGGAAGGGUGGCGCGAGGCGACAUGGCGUCGCGCGGGCUGGACUGCCGGUGGUGGGACAAGAUCCGAGACGAGCUCGACGCACUCCGCGCGUUGGUGGAGGAAUCCGCGAGCACUGCGGCCCGCUCGCACCCAGCUGCCACCACUGCAGCUACUGCCGCUCCUCCACAAGCAUCACCUGGGCAGGAUCAUCGUCAGUCCCCACGCUUACGUCGAGGCAUGUUGAAACCAAGCACGAAGGGGGACGAGCAAGCACCACUGCUUGCAACCAACGCUGGCGGUGGUGCGGUGCUUGCGUGGCUGGGGCAUGCGAGGCGCGAACUGGAGAGCAUUGUUGGAGGGCGAGCGGGGGGACGUGGCGUGGAGUGCGGUGAUGGAGAACAUGCGCAGUUCAUCCGUCUGCCAGCCUUCUCCUGGGACGCCCUUGCUGAAGGGCCCUCUGGUGUCGUCCUGGGGAGACGGGCCAUUCGCAUUCAGCAGCAGCGCAGCCACACACACACGAAUUCAGAGACAGCAACAGAGGCUGCAGCAGGCGAGACUAAGGAAGGAGCGGUGGAAGCAGCAGAAGGUGCAGCAGGCGGCAGUGAGUCAGUGGACGCCGCCAGCUUACAGCAGGCCACACUCCCUGCCAGGAGCAUUACAGAAGACACUGCUCCACACGCCCAAGCACACCUCCCUGCGCCUGUGCCUCCUGCUCUGCGUACCCCAGCGGCACUGCCAUCGGCAGGGGGGUGGCUGGGCCGGCCCAGAGGGAAGCCAAGCGGUGCUGGCUUGAUUGGUGCGAGGGCAGCAGGAGGAGGAGGGAAAAGAGCCGGGGAGGUGGUUCUUUUAGGGAGGGGGAAAGAGGAGCACCUGGAGAACCAUAUGGUGGUGAGUGAUUUGCAACUUCGCCUGUUCGUCCUUGGAUUCCCAACGUUUCUCUUCCUUGCUGCUUGUGAGGAAUUAUCCUACCAUGGUUCGGGUUUCACUUCGUUGCCUGCUCUAUCCUCACCACCUACUCUCCUCCCACAUUCCCUCUCCUCCUCUGUAUCUCCAUGUCCCGUCGCUCCCGUCAAUUUGCUGCGACCAACAAUGAGCAGAGGUUCUGGGCGCGGGAGAGGGGGUACCUACACAUGCUGGGCCUGCCAUCGUCGCACCAAGGCGCUGCCGUGGGGCAUGCACAAGGCGCUACCGUGGGGCAUGCACAAGGCGCUGCCGUGGGGCAUGCACAAGGCGCCGGUGUCACCAGUGGGGCCCACAAAGGCGCGGACGAGAGGCAAGCUGAUGGCUCUUUUGAGACUCAAUGCUUGGGAUUGA